CCCGGUUUUCUUGUUGGUUCUCGUUCCCCGUAUACUGAGAUUCCUAGCUUUAUAUCCUGUUCCAGCUGGCCGCUCCACUGCUAGGCUGAUCUAUGUAAAUAUUAGUUAAGGGGCAGCUAAGAAUUUUUUUUUUUUCUUUUGGCCGAGUUGAUAAUGUGGCCCACUCCCUCCGUCUUAGUGAUAACACUGCAAAUCAAUAAAUCCCCCCUUCCCAGCAACCUAAGAGGCGAAAAAGAAAAGAGAAACAAAGAAAAAAAAAAGGUAUUGUCGUUUAAAUAAGCUUGAGUAGUCUGCUCUGGCUCAGCUUUGACAUGCUACAUUUCUCUCAGAGAUAAAGGCUUCUAUAGAUAUAGUGGCGCCGCUUGCAACCUACCACUGAUUCAUUGAUUUCGGCCAACGGGCGAGAAAAUGGCGGUGGAUAUGGAGAAAACAUUGUCAUCGGUCGAAACCGGUGAAGACCGUCACUCGUCUGGGAGAGAGUCCCCCAUCUUAGAAUCAAUCAGGGGAGUUCGGACAAAUCGAACAAAUCGAACUCGGAGUCGCAGCCAGCACUCUGGCACCUCGAGCAGAUUCAUUUACGAUGACGACACUUGGAACCUCGAGCGUGCCGCAACGGCGACUGUCGAAACAGAGAUUGAGCGUGCUGCUCGUGAGCCAAUCACUUACACCAGAUCUGGAGCUAGCAUGAGCAGCGUGGCCUCCAGGCCUCCGGAAUAUGAAGUUUACUUUGAGGAAAACGAUCCUGCGAAUCCGCAGAACUGGUCCUUGCUUUAUCGAGCCUGGACAAUUGGAGUUGUCUCUUUCGCAACCUGGCUUGUGGUCCUAUACAGCACCAGCUACACGGCUUUUAUACCGGGGCUGAUGGAAGAAUUCGGUGCCUCAGAAACGGUCGCCACGCUGGGUGUAACAACCUAUCUCUUAGGUCUUGCUGUUGGGAGCUUGAUUCUGGCGCCAUUGAGUGAGGUAUACGGUCGACAGCCUGUGUAUAUUGUUUGCAUGACUAUCUGGGCCAUCCUCAUCAUCCCAUGUGCUAUUGGGCCUUCUCUAACGACCCUCAUCGUUGUUCGUUUCUUUGGAGCCCUCUUUGGCGCUGUCAUGAUCUCGAAUAGCCCGGGUACAGUUGUCGACAUCAGCAACCCCGAAUAUCUCUCUCUUGGAAUAUCUGUCUAUAGCGUUGCUCCGCUCAACGGCCCUGUUCUGGGACCUCUGAUCGGUGGUUUUAUCUUUCAGUACAAGGGAUGGAGAUGGACCAAUUGGGUGAGCCUUAUUAUCGCGGGCGCAACCAUCCUCGCAAUUCUUACACUGAGGGAGACGUACCCCCCAGCCAUUCUCAAGAAAAAGGCGGCCCAACUUCGAAAGGAAAAGGACGACCCUCGAUAUUGGUGCCAGUACGAUCAAAAGAUCUCGACGCUGAAUCUUCUCAAGAUUAACAUGAGUCGUCCCUUUGUGUUGGCUGCUACCGAGCCGAUUUUAUGGUUCAUGAACUUUUGGAUUUCUCUCAUUUAUGGCAUUCUGUACCUUUGCUUCGUCGCUUAUCCCAUUGUAUUCACUGAGCAUCGUGGAUGGGGAUAUGGGCUUUCAGGACUGUCGUUCCUCGGAAUUGGCUGCGGCAUCAUCAUUGCCAUUUCUUUUGAACCAGUGAUUAGAGGAUUUAUCAAUAGGCAGCCUCGCGAUCCGGUGACAGGGAGAGUUCUCCCAGAGGCCGCAGCUCUGAUGAUGGGCCUGGGAGCCAUUUUAACCAGCAUUGGUCAACUCGGAUUCUCUUGGACCUGCUUGCCCACGCAUAUCCACUGGAUUGCACCCAUUAUUUUUGGAAUACCCUUUGGCGCUGGUAACACGCUCUGCUUCAUCUACGGCAACAACUACUUGGCCGGCGCAUACAGCAUCUAUGCAGCCAGUGCGCUUGCUAGCAAUGCCGUCUUCCGGAGUAUUGUUGGAGGAACUCUGCCUUUGGCUGGGCCUAAGAUGUACGCAACAUUGUCGCCGCAGUGGGCGGGAACCCUGCUCGGCUUGCUUGAAGUGAUCUGCAUCCCAAUUCCGUUCAUCUUCUGGCGAUAUGGCGGCAAGAUUCGCGCCAAGAGCAGAGUCAUUCAGCAAUUACAAAAUGAGCUGGACGAAAUGGAGCGAAAAAGAGCUAGGAAUGACGAGAGGCGCGAGAGGCGGGCAAGACGUGAGGCGGAGAAUGCUGAACGACGCGCGGGUGACGAUGAUCUCAGCACCGACGAUGAAACAGAUAGCGAAGAUGGCGUAUCUGAAAGACGCGAAAGCGUGCCUCACACCGCUGAGGAGAAAAAGGAAGCGACUGCCACAGUGAAGAACGAGUGAAGGAGUAAUAGAACAAAGAAAAAAGGGAAAAAAGGGACGAAAGGGACGAGAGGCGAUCAGCAGCGAUGCGUUACGUCAGCGAUGUGUUUUCAAAAGCCGUGAUAUUUCACCAUAUGAUGGAUAUACCCAACCCCGUAUAUGAUUAUACCUAGUUUAUUGUAAUUUUUUAUAUAGUUUCGC
Molecule: messenger RNA, 2505 nt
Organism: Trichoderma asperellum CBS 433.97
Lineage: Eukaryota; Fungi; Ascomycota; Sordariomycetes; Hypocreales; Hypocreaceae
Biological process (GO): transmembrane transport
Cellular component (GO): plasma membrane
Molecular function (GO): transmembrane transporter activity
Source: RefSeq, a predicted model, not a curated record